Molecule: messenger RNA, 318 nt
Organism: Staurois parvus
Lineage: Eukaryota; Metazoa; Chordata; Amphibia; Anura; Ranidae
Source: the annotation of a GenBank genome assembly
AUGGCUCUGAUUAUUCUUCUCAUCUUGACAGAAGAUGAUGGCUUCAAUCGCUCUAUUCACGAAGUGAUACUGAAGAACAUCUCCUGGUACUCUGAACGUGUACUUACUGAGAUCUCUCUGGGCAGUCUACUCAUCUUAGUAGUGAUCCGAACCAUUCAGUACAACAUGACCCGCACCAGGGACAAGUACCUUCACACCAACUGCUUGGCAGCGCUGGCCAACAUGUCUGCUCAAUUCCGCUCCCUCCACCAGUAUGCUGCGCAGAGGAUCAUCAGGUAACUGAAAGCACCAGAGAAUCAUUUUAAGUGGGGUAUAAAC